GACAUAAUGAACGACCGUAGUUUUUUGACAGCCGUACACUUGCAAACUGUUCGUGAUUUUUUUCUGCUCUGAAUAAACUUUGGCGAAAAACGAUGGCAGCCGUAAAUAAAUUAUCUGUUUUGAGCCGUGCCAUGAGCACCUCCACUCAAAUGGUUAAGCCACCAAUACAGGUUUUCGGCUUGGAGGGCCGUUACGCCACUGCCUUGUAUUCGGCUGCAACUAAGGCCAAGCAAUUGGAUCAAGUAGAAAAGGACUUGGCUGCUUUCAGAGCCACCCUUGCUGAAGACAAGAAAUUGCGCGAACAUGUCACCAGCCCCAUCAUCAACAAGAAGGUUAUGGCUACCGCCUUGAAGGAAAGUGCUGCCAAAUUGCGUUGGGCUCCAUCCACUGGCAAUUUGUUGGGUCUUUUGGCCGAAAAUGGUCGCUUGAAUGUUUUGGAUCGUGUUAUCAAUGCCUUCCAAGUUAUUAUGGCUGCCCAUCGUGGUGAAGUUGUUUGCGAAGUUGUCACUGCCAAGCCUUUGGAUUCUUCCCAAAACAAACAAUUGGAAAGUGCUUUGAAGGCCUUCUUGAAGAACAACCAAACCUUGAAAAUCACUUCUCGUGUUGACCCCAGCAUUAUUGGUGGCAUGAUUGUAUCCAUUGGUGAUAAAUACGUUGACAUGAGCAUUGCCAGCAAGGUUAAAAUGUACACUGAUGUCAUUUCCUCCGCCGCUUAAGUUAAAUAAAGUUUAUUUAAACAAAUGAUAAAACUAUAAAUAUUUGUUUUUAAAGAACUUUAAGUUCUAUUAAAAGUUUUAAGUUAAUUUUAUUUUGAAUAUACCUACCUACAUACAAAAUAAUUAUGUUGUAACGAAAUUAAACUGCUUUUCAAAAAGAUAUUUCCGAAUUAAUACAUAUAAAGAACAACUCUUGGAUGAACGAUGUUUUACUAGAGUAAAACAAUAAACAACAAUAAAAGAUAAUGGAUGCUAAAAAAA
This is a messenger RNA of Lucilia sericata (common green bottle fly), 977 nucleotides long. It is a transcript of the gene ATPsynO, whose product is annotated as ATP synthase subunit O, mitochondrial. The record is from RefSeq and is a predicted model, not a curated record. Gene Ontology annotation, biological process: proton motive force-driven mitochondrial ATP synthesis. The transcript is spliced from 3 exons. Lineage: Eukaryota; Metazoa; Arthropoda; Insecta; Diptera; Calliphoridae. Gene Ontology annotation, molecular function: proton-transporting ATP synthase activity, rotational mechanism. Bases 93 to 716 code for a protein of 207 amino acids.